CACGGCCUUUCGACGGCCUCACGACUCACUGUCGUCCGCAACGAGCUUAAUUUGAAAAGAUACCGAGGUUUAUCUCGGGAAAUACCCGCUAAAAAUCAACUAACGUGAAAUAUGGAUAAACGUAUCCCCAUACCCCUUGAACUCAUUGAUAUAGUCAUCAGUGAAUGUCAUCUCGACAUUCCUACCCUACGUUCCAGCUCUCUAGUUUGUCGAUCCUGGUCUCCGCUCGCUCAGUCCCACCUUUUCUCCCACGUCCGCAUCAAGCCUGAGGGACUCUGCACCUUCCCGGGGGGUCUAUACUCAGUGGAUGAAUUUUCCUAUCACGUCGAGUAUCAAGGCGUUCCCAGCGCAAACUUCUCCCAUUGUGGCAAACUAGCCACCUUUGCAGCACUUUUAAAGUCGACCCCCCAUGUCGGACCGUUCGUGAGAGAGCUGCACGUCGGGGCAUACCAGGAUGAAGUAUGGCCGCGACACUCGAGCGACAUUCGAGAGAUCGUAAACAUUCUCUUACCCAAGCUCUUCUGCUUGACGAUCAAAUUUCACAAGCUACAGAGCUGGGAGGAGCUACCGUUUACUGCCAUCUCAAAGUCAUCGAAGUUGACGUAUCUGGAGAUAUCUCAUAUCCUGUUUCCUUCCGUCUCUAGCUUCCUUGACUUUCUCGGAGUAUUCCCGGCGCUGAAGGUCCUUAUCCUUGGCGGGGACGUGUGCAUCGAAAACGCCGCCCCUGUAUCUCAAGUCCACGUUGUGCAGUCUAAGCCACAGCUACGCGCCUUGACAGUCCACACCACCCCAUCUUCCUACUGUACCAUCCUAGACUGUCUCUUGUCACCUUCCUCCCCCAUCAAUGUGACUACCAUCCGAAGUUUAUCUCUCUUUUGUCGUCUUCGAGACAAGAACACCUCCAAUAGUUCCGUAACGCAAUCUACGACACAGUUAUUGACCCACAUCAGCAGUCCUUUAGAACAUCUCCGGUUGCCCAUCACUUUGACUGAUCCGCUCUCCAAAUUAAUCUCAGUCUCCCAGCUUCGGUCAUUAUACGUCUGCAGCCAAGCAGGAGUGCCCAAAUGCCUGGAUUGGCUUAUCCAGACGCUAUCCCAACCAUACUCCUUGGCAUUGACGUCGCUCUCCAUAGACGUCCUACAUACGACCCUCUUCUGCGAUGACAGAUUCGAGGCUACCACCAAGCUAUGGACCGACCUCGCCGCAGUUCUAGAUUCCAGCGGCGUGAACGUAACGAGCAUAACAGUGCGGAUUAAAGGUGUCAGUCGUUUCGCUCGCAUGGGUGCCCAGGCGCAGGAUGUGAUGAAGAUACUGAAUGGACAUGGCAGAGGGCUGGAGACGGAGGUGUAUUACUAUCGAGGUGAUGCAGUGUAUUGCGGUAAGCCAUUUACAGAGGAAAACAGUUGGUCUGAUGUUAAAUUUCAGGGUCAUACCUAGAUUCGCGUCACAUUAUGCCGCCGCGUCGUGAGCCGACGGAUUGGGCGGCUAUCUGGGGUGUCUAAAGGAUGUUUUGGUGCUGCGUUUGCUUCAUAAAUUGUGGCUAGACUAAUACCCAUUAGUACAAGUCAAUUUUUUCUUGGAAAAUACCAAAAGUUGCUGGUCUAUCAUAUCGUUCGCUUUCAGCCGCUUAGACUGUCGUGCUGUUCCCCCUGCCAAUGUCACACAAUAUGAUACCCUUAUAUGCCGUAGAUGGGACCCUGUGAUUGCCAUUUACCAUCCUGAUCCGUAU
Messenger RNA from Guyanagaster necrorhizus, 1729 nucleotides. RefSeq lists its product as uncharacterized. Bases 112 to 1437 code for a protein of 441 amino acids. NCBI's taxonomy places the organism in Eukaryota, Fungi, Basidiomycota, Agaricomycetes, Agaricales, Physalacriaceae. The record is from RefSeq and is a predicted model, not a curated record. The transcript has 3 exons.